GCCAGGGUGAAGUUGCUUGGGUCGAGCAUCGAGUGCAUCGAGGUUCGGCCGGAAGCGCUGGAGGCGGAGUGGGUGAUGGGGGGUGGGGGUGCGGGCGCGGCGGAGGGCGGGGGUGGAGGAGCCGGGGCUGGUGCUGGUGGGCUCGGGGCUGCUGAGCGGGGCGGCGCGGCCGCGGGCGGAGGUGGAGGUGGUGGUGGUGGCGGCGCCGCUGCUGGGGGUGCUGCGACGCUGGACGCAGCGCGGAUGGCCGCCUGUGCUGCGAUGCUUUGCGAUAUGCUGCUCGUUGCUGCUGCCGGCGGGGGUGGUGGUGGUGGCGGUUGCGAACGUGCUGGGGCUGGCGGCGGCCGCGGGGCAGCCGAGGGUGGUGGCGGAGGAGGAGCCGGCGGAGGCGAUAGAGCGGCUGAUGAUGGCGCCGGAGGCGCGACAGUAGGCGGUGGUGGAGCUGGCGCGCCAGGGAGGGGAGGCGGCGCUGAAUGGACGGUAGAGGACGGUUUCCUAGAGCCGGGUGGUGGCGGCGGCGGCUUCUUGCCGACCGGAGGCGGUGGACCCUUUUUCGGGAGAUGCAAGCUCGGCGCGCUGGACGUGGCUGGGUUGGACGGUCUGCCGGGAACUGGCGGAGCGGCUGCUGCCGGGGGCCGUGGUGCAGCUCGCGGUAGUGCCUCCGAAUCCGAUAGGUACGAAGAGUCUUGACUUGCUAAGA
Thermothielavioides terrestris NRRL 8126 is the source of this 700-nucleotide messenger RNA. RefSeq lists its product as uncharacterized. NCBI's taxonomy places the organism in Eukaryota, Fungi, Ascomycota, Sordariomycetes, Sordariales, Chaetomiaceae. The record is from RefSeq and is a predicted model, not a curated record. The transcript has a single exon. Bases 76 to 690 code for a protein of 204 amino acids.